Molecule: messenger RNA, 1854 nt
Organism: Suillus bovinus
Lineage: Eukaryota; Fungi; Basidiomycota; Agaricomycetes; Boletales; Suillaceae
Exons: 8
Coding region: 1-1854 (617 amino acids)
Source: RefSeq, a predicted model, not a curated record
AUGUCCUUGCAUCAUGUCGAGGUCUGGACAGGCAAAUACUUUCAGUGCACUUCCCUUCGUGAUAUUGGGCUACGUGUGCAACUCGGGCACCCCUCAGGGGUCCCAUGUUGUAACCCAAUACCAGCAUUCGAUCACGAAUUCAUGGUUCUUAACAUUAACGGCAUUCACAGUGUUGCGCUUCAUUUCUGCAACUGCGAAUCUGUGCAGACUCACACAACUCAAUUAUUGCAUGCUCGAUGGUACCCUGCUACAAGUACUGACCCUCAAAUGGCUGCCACCUUCCGACUCCUCAAUCAUUUUCAAAUGUAUACAUUUGAAUCAAAGGGUUCCGCAUUCAAAUACUAUCAAGCUUUGUCUCACUUGACAGACAAUACAGGGACAGAGAGGCUCAAAGACUGCUAUGAAUCUCUCCUUUGCAUGAGCUGUCAGUACCGCCAUCUCAUUGCCCUCAAAUGGGCAGGCCAUGUCCAUGAUAUCUCUGGAAUUCUGGGAACAAAUUCUGGGGAACUAGCCAUGGUUUAUCCCACUUGUCCUCAACCAGGAAAAAACCUUCCACCAGACUGGGCAGACGCCCCUCCAGAAAAAUGGUGGCUUUAUGGUUUUUUCAUUGGUAUCAACACUAAUUUCUGCAUGUGUCACUGCAACAAAUCGUCAGAGGAAGCUGAUCCGAGUUUGAGCAAGGGCUGGGCUUACUUUGUGGAGGGAUCUGGGUUCAAGAGUGUCCUGGAGUUGCAUGCAGGUUUCACACAGGAGAAAAGUAGCUGUGCAAGUCACAAUGCAGUGAACCUUGCAGAUUUGAAGAGAGUGUGUGGCCUUGCAGCGACAGGCAUUGGUGCCAUUGUUUGCACAAGGCAUAACUUCAAGCGACCCUCGGCAGUGGGAGAUCUCCAGAAGGGGAGAAGGAUGGCCAGAAUGGACGGUGAAGCAUCAGAACAUGGAUGGUCCAAUAUAAACCCUGUGGCUACUAGCACACGGGAGAUGGGACCUGGUUUGAGGCAUGAUAUCCUUGAUGACCACUUCGGUGACUGGAACUGGCAGAAGGUGUCUAACUUUGGUGUAUUUCUUUUGCAAAAGUUCAAGGAUGCCAUCCCUCGACGUAAUCAACAUAUUUCGAACCUUGUCAAUUUUGAAGAUGCAAUUCCAGCUGAGAGCCUCGCAAUCUGGCACACAAUGGCUUCCGUUCGACUAGAGCUCUCACAAGUAGAAGCAGAUCAGCUCAAACACGGACUCGACAUAUCCUUGCACUCCAAGGUUUCACCAAGUGUCUUGAUAGCUGUCGGAAUCAAGCUUGAGACUCAGCAGUGCCGACUUAUUCAUGAGACCUCAAACAUAGGUGCACAUGCUACCCAAAUCCAGUUAUCCACACUGCAGCAGCGGACAAACACACUCCAUUGUCAAAUCAAACACUGGAUCAAGAUUCAGACUCUUUACAUGCCAUGUGUCGCAUGUCUUCGUGAGACAAUUGAUGCUACCACACCUGAUAAUACAGAAGAAGACAUCCAUAUUGAAUGGAAGCUUCGCAGAGCUCAGGGACACGAAGUGUUGCAUGAACUUCAUCAGCACUUGUGGCUUAAGCAUCAUCUUACUGGCUUCAAGAGAGACUGGAUUACUGGUCAACGUGGACACACAAGGUCAUGUGGUAUCAUCAACACAGUGCAGAAGAAGAUUGACAGUGCCACGACUAAAUAUCGCAUCACUUGGAACUCCCUUGAUGCUCUUGCUCAGCCUCUUCUCCAAACUGACUGGAUGACUGAGUUCCUGAUGCUCGAGAAAGAGGAUGUCUGUGGAAUGACGGAGGAUCAAGCCGCGGGUGAAUGUGUUUCUGAGGGACGAAGGCUAGUGUCUGUCUCAUAG